This is a messenger RNA of Ipomoea triloba (trilobed morning glory), 1378 nucleotides long. Its product is annotated as WAT1-related protein At3g30340-like. Gene Ontology annotation, cellular component: plasma membrane. Gene Ontology annotation, molecular function: transmembrane transporter activity. The coding region runs from base 78 to 1124 and encodes 348 amino acids. The record is from RefSeq and is a predicted model, not a curated record. The transcript is spliced from 6 exons. NCBI's taxonomy places the organism in Eukaryota, Viridiplantae, Streptophyta, Magnoliopsida, Solanales, Convolvulaceae.
CUUAGCUUAGCUUCAUACUAAUAUAAGCAAUUAUUCAAGAGCUUUGCUAGCUGAGGUUCAUCAUAUCAAUAAAGAAGAUGAAUUCUUGUCUUAAUAGUUGGAAGCCAGGUGUGGCCAUGAUUGGUGUUAACUUUGCUUUGGCUGUUGUAAACAUUCUGUUCAAGAUUGUUCUUAACAGAGGAGUGAAACAGUUGGUUUUAGCCACAUAUAGGCAAUCAAUCUCUGCAGUUUUCUUGGCCCCCAUUGCUUGUUGCAUGGAAAGGAAAAGCUACAAAAAGUUGACAACUUUCACAUUAUGUGCUCUAUUUUUCAGUGGACUGAUGGGGGGGACACUAACUCUAUAUCUCUUCCUAAUUGGGCUUGAGUAUACAUCAACUUCAUUUGCUUGUGCUUUCAUCAAUAUUGUGCCCAUAAACACAUUCUUGUUGGCACUCCUAUUCAGGCAAGAGAGAAUAAACAUGAAGUGCAAGAGUGGGAAAGCUAAGGUGUUAGGCACACUAAUAUGUCUCAUUGGAGCCAUAGUACUAACACUCUACAAAGGGAAGCCAUUGAUAAAUGCCUCAUCACAAGGACUUGAAGCAAACCAUAACACAAAGAGUUGGGUUAUUGGUUCAUUAUUUCUCUUUGCAGGAAGCUCUACAUGGUCUUCUUGGUUCCUCAUACAAUCUUGGGUCGGGUCGGGCUAUCCAUAUCAGUAUUCUAGUACAUCUAUCAUGUCCUUCUUUGGUGCAAUUCAGUCAACUGUUUUGUGCUUUAUCAUUGAUGGAAACACAUCCAUUUGGAGAUUGAAAGGGAGUUUGGAAAUCUUGGCUGUCAUAUACGCUGGAAUUGUGGGGUCCAGCAUAUGUUAUGUUGUGAUGUCUUGGUGUGUGAAGCAAAAAGGGCCUGUUUUCACCUCAACAUUUAGUCCCUUCAUUCAGAUUUUUGCUAUUGUGCUUGAUGUCUCUAUACUCCAUGAACAAAUUCACCUUGGAAGCAUUUUAGGAUCCAUUUUGGUAAUUGUUGGGCUAUAUGCUCUUCUUUGGGGUAAAAGCAAAGAAGCUGAAGUUUGCAAGACAGCACCAACACCAGACAAGGAUGCACAAACAGUGUUACCUGUUACUAGUACUCCACCUCGCACCUAAGUGGUCACAAAAGGGAAGAAACCCAGAAUAAUAAAAAUAAAUAAAUAGUUUCUAUGUAGGUGUACUUUGUUCUUGAUAAAAUUGUUUUUACCCUAUUUCAUAUCCUUUGUAAAAUAGAUUUUAUAAUUUCAUUACGUAUAAGAUACUGUUAUGUAUGUCGCAUACCAUAGAAAUUCUUAAAUAUAAAUAGCAAAACAUUGCUACUAGCUCCGAGGAAUAUAAUGUUGAUCAUAAAUUAUUCAAUAUUUUCUUGA